This is a messenger RNA of Camellia sinensis, 600 nucleotides long. The record is from RefSeq and is a predicted model, not a curated record. Lineage: Eukaryota; Viridiplantae; Streptophyta; Magnoliopsida; Ericales; Theaceae.
AUGGUGGAAGAUUAUCAUGCGGAAGACCAAACCAUCACUCUUACAAAAGAAUUCAAGAAGAUGAAGCCACCAAUAUUUAAAGGGGGAAUUGAUCCAAUGAAAGCAGAAGCAUGGGUACUGUAUGUAGAAAAGUUAUUUGAGGUGUUUCCAUGCACCGAAGCUCAAAAGGUACAACUGGCUGCUUUCACUCUCGAAGACGAAGCCUGUACGUGGUGGAUGCUUACAAUAGUUGAACAUCAAGGGUUGACUUGGACCCGAUUUCUGGAACUCUUUUAUGAUAAGUAUUUUCCGCAGUGUAUGCGGGAUAAAAAGGUGACUGAGUUUGAAACUUUGAGACAAGGGAAUAAGACUAUUGCGGAGUAUGAAGCUCAAUUCGUGGAACUAGCUUGGUUUGCACCUCAUAUGAUGGAUACGGAUCAUAAGAAGGCGAGGAAAUUUGAAGGGGAGAGGGCCAUCAUGGCAGAGGGAAAUAUUGCUGCUCAGAAUCAGAUUUUCGAGUGGAAGGGGAAGAGACAGAAUACUCGAGCAUCAAAGGGGCCAACGACUCCACCAAGCAAGAAACUGAAUUCAGGAACCUCUAGUGCUUCCACUCCUACUUGA